AUGGCAUACUCGCAUAACCCUGAUAUUUUUCGCUGGAAAAGAUUAACUAAGACAAAGAAACCCACUGCAGAUAAGGUAAGGUGUUAUUGUCAAUAUACUGUAUGUGUGUAUGUUUGUGGGUGAGUGAGAAGUUUACGGUUUAAUUAAAUACUUUUGACAGGUGUGAGGUAAUGUAAAAUAUUGUUGAGUGUCACCUAAACUUAAAGUGAUGCACAAAUCAUUAAUUGAUGACCUCGAACUGAUCUUCCAAUGCAUGAUCAAACACUGCAUGACUGCAAACAAAACUUUUGAAGGCCCGGUGCAGUCAAAAACGUGAUUUUCCUGUGUUUUGUAUAUUUCUACACUGUGAGGUUGGAAUAAUACGGUGAAAUUGUUACAAUUAUGCUAAUGCACUUUUAUUGUAAGAGCUGUUUAAAAAGACAGCCUGAAAUGUCAGCCUGUUUUGGUGGGAUAGAGUUGUGGCCUGCCUGGUGACAUAACCAGGCUGCAAAUUAGUUAAUAGACAUUUACAUUUUUAACAUUUUUAGUCAUUUAGCAGACACUCUUAUCCAGAGCGAUUUACAGUUAGUGAGUGCAUACAUUUAGAAGAGUUCCAAGCCUCUCUGCCAUUAACAGCUUAUUUUCAGUUUUCCCCUCCGCACUCAGACAGUCCUAGAAAAAUACUUGCUUGAGGAAUUGCUCUUAGCUAAGAAGCUAUUAUUAUUUCUAUUUUUUACAAUUUUAAUUGAAAACAAUCAUAGUAAGGUACUUAAUUGUUACCCAGAAAUGAUUGAAUAUUGAGAUAAAAACAGCUGCGUUGGACCUUUUAAAUAUAUUCAACUGUAUCAUAUUUUCUGUCUCCAUCUCUGACAUUUCCUUACUGGAAGAAACCUAUCGAGAUGGAUAAACCAUAAUAAAAGUGCCCUCAAAGCCAUCUUUAGAAAUAAAGCGGGGCUUCAGAAUGUAUGGAUUUAUACGUCUCAGUGACUGGAGAAGGCUGAAGAAGCCCUUACAGUUUAAAUGGCCUUUUUGAGAUCCUCUGGUAGUGCUCAGGGUGACACAGGGAUACUUGAAUCACUCUUACUUGAAUCACUCUUAGAAGAUAAAUACUUUUUUCAACUGCUAUAGGAAAUUAAUCUGAAAUAAUCCUCAGCCAUUAGGCAUUGGCUGGGCUGUCUUGGUUUUACAGCCACCAGUUAACCACUCUCACCAUCUGUGAAACAUAGUAAUAGUAAUGACGAAGCAACACACUUUUUAUUUUUCCUGCUCUUUCUGAUCGUCAUGAUAAAUAAGUCUAAUUUUCUACAAUAGCAGGUGCGGCUCAAUAAUGGGGAGAUCAACCAAUGGAUGAAGGUGAGAACUCUUUUAUUUCACAUUGUCUAACUUUACCUCCUGAAACCAGAGAUGGACUGUUUGUGUGCAGAGGAUAUUAUUCUGCUAUAUCUGUCUAUAAGGCCAUAUGUAUUCAUGAGGUGUGCUUUUGUGUCCCCAGACAGUGGAAAUGGCAUCAGACUUUGCAGUGACUGAGGUUUUUUCCCUGAAGAAGCCCCAUUCAGGGAUAAGCAGCCAGUCAAUGGCACUACAGCGCACCGAGCAGCUGCUGGAUCAUGACGAAGCAUACGGGGAAGGUAGGCCACACACACACACACAUACACACACACACACACACACACACACACACACACACACACACACACACACACACACACAUAUACCUUUUUUGUGACUCUUUUUUUUUUCUCCCUGUAGCCCAGGCUCUUCUGAGUGAUUGGAUGAACAGCAAGUUGCGUCUGGAACUGGAGAUGGAGGAAGAGGACGAUGUGAUUGGCUCCCCUGAGAAAAACAAUCCAGAAGCCAUGCCACCUGCCCAGCCUGUCUCCCUGGACUACAGCAGCUUUGAUGGUACAGAGACACUAACCAACACAACAACAUAUUUAACUCUCAACUUCCAUCUGACAAUAUAAAGUUCAGUUAACACAGUGGCUUGCGAAAGUAUUUACCCCCCUUGGCAUUUUUCCUAUUUUGUUGCCUUACAACCUGGAAUUAAAAUGGAUUUUUGGGGGGUUUGUAUCAUUUGAUUUACACAACAUGCCUACCACUUUGAAGAUGCAAAAUAUAUUUUUUUGUGAAACAAACAAGAAAUAAGACGAAAAAACAGAACUUGAGCAUGCAUAACUAUUCACCCCCCCCAAAGUCUAUACUUUGUAGAGCCACCUUUUGCAGCAAUUACAGCUGCAAGUCUCUUGGGGUAUGUCUCUAUAAGCUUGGCACAUCUAGCCACUGGGAUGUUUGGCCAUUCUUCAAGGCAAAACUGCUCCAGCUCCUUCAAGUUGGAUGGGUUCCGCUGGUGUACAGCAAUCUUUAAGUCAUACCACAGAAUCUCAAUUGGAUUGAGGUCUGGGCUUUGACUAGGCCAUUCCAAGACAUUUAAAUGUUUCCCCUUAAACCACUCGAGUGUUGCAUUAGCAGUAUGCUUAGGGUCAUUGUCCUGCUGGAAGGUGAACCUCUGUCCCAGUCUGAAAUCUCUGGAAGACUGAAACAGGUUUCCCUCAAGAAUUUCCCUGUAUUUAGCGCCAUCCAUCAUUCCUUCAAUUCUGACCAGUUUCCCAGUCCCUGCCGAUGAAAAACAUCCCCACAGCAUGAUGCUGCCACCACCAUGCUUCACUGUGGGGAUGGUGUUCUCGGGGUGAUGAGAGGUGUUGGGUUUGCGCCAGACAUAGCGUUUUCCUUGAUGGCCAAAAAGCUCAAUUUUAGAACACCAAACGUGUUUGCCUAUUUUUUUCUUUAAGCGCGAUGGCUUUUUUCUGGCCACUUUUCCGUAAAGCCAAGCUCUGUGGAGUGUACGGCUUAAAGUGGUCCUAUGGACAGAUACUCCAAUCUCUGCUGUGGAGCUUUGCAGCUCCUUCAGGGUUAUCUUUGGUCUCUUUGUUGCCUCUCUGAUUAAUGCCCUCCUUGCCUGGUCCGUGAGUUUUGGUGGGUGGCCCUCUCUUGGCAAGUUUGUUGUGGUGCCAUAUUCUUUCCAUUUCUUAACAAUUGAUUUAAUGGUGCUCCGUGGGAUGUUCAACGUUUCGGAUAUUUUUUUAUAACCCAACCCUGAUCUGUACUUCUCCACAACUUUGUCCCUGACCUGUCCUGACCUUGGUCUUCAUGGUGCCCCUUGGUCUUCAUGGUGCCGCUUGCUUGGUGGUGCCCCUUGCUUAGUGGUGUUGCAGACUCUGGGGCCUUUCAGAACAGGUGUAUAUAUACUGAGAUCAUGUGACAGAUCAUGUGACACUUAGAUUGCACACAAUCUAAUUAUGUGACUUCUGAAGGUAAUUGGUUGCACCAGAUCUUAUUUAGGGGCUUCAUAGCAAAGGGGGUGAAUACAUAUGCACUAACCACUUUUCUGUUAUUUAUUUUUUAGAAUUUUUUUAAACAAGUACUUUUUUUCAUUUCACUUCACCAAUUUGGACUAUUUUGUGUAGGUCCAUUACAUGAAAUCCAAAUAAAAAUCCAUUUAAAUUACAGGUUGUAAUGCAACAAAAUAGGAAAAACGCCAAGGGGGAUGAAUACUUUUGCAAGGCACUGUACAUCAUACCACAGUCAGUGGGUCCAUCAGGACCAUAUGUCAUACAGUACACCCUCCGUCUCUCUCUCAGACCUGUAUUCCCACCUGGCUGAGGAGGAGGAGAGCUCAGCGGUCAACAACUUCCUUCAAGACCUCAUGGAGCGGGAAGUGGUGGAUUCUGGGAUAGUGGAGGAUCUGGCACUAGACUCUGAAGAGCGAGACAGGAGGAAGAGGAGGGACCCGAGCCUCACCAUGGAGGCACGUCACCGACAGGUACAGAACCAGAGAGACAUUACGCAGGAUUGGACAGUCUCUGGAUUCCCAAGAUUCUUGACAAAGUUGAAGUAACACUGUAGUAUCUGCAUUGGGAGCCAAAUGGAAGUCCCAGUGAAUGGAACUGUUUACUACAACAGCUUAUGACAACAUCCACGUCUAAUUCCUCCUUUUUUCUCAUUCCAGGUGCGUGAGAACCGUGCACGGCGGGACGUGGAGCGGGAGAGGUUGCACAGGGAAAGGGUGGCGCGGAGGCAGGCCAGGGAGGAGGCGCAGAGGAGGGAGCAGGAGGAUGAGAGGCGGAGGAGGCAGGAGGCACGCAGGCAGGAGGAGAUGGUGCAGCAGGAGAUGGUGCUACUGCGCCGCGAGAUGGAGGAGAGGAGGAACCUGGAGCAGCUAGCCAGGCAAAUGUACAGUAACCAUGGAAACUAAGGGCUAACAACAGGACAAACAAAACCACGCGUUUACUUCCACACUCCUACAAUCACCUGCAUCACACCCAUGCAAUGAGCUCUUAUUCAGAAUGCUGGGUCUCUAAAAUAUGCCAAUCUGUUUGGAGCUAGUUCAGGGUCUUGUAGGUCUGACUGUGUCUGGGUGUCUCCCCCACAGGGAGAGGGAGAGGGUCGCCAGGAAGACGGCAGCUAAGAGCUCUCUGGUACUCCAGCCAGGCCCUUCACGCUCUACUGCACAGAAACAACAGGACACAGAGAGACCACUCAGACUACAGCAAGCAGAGAUCAGGGUUCAGAUGCACAACCUGAAGGUUAGUAGAAUACAGGUGUGGAGGGGAAGGACAGGGUUCUGUUGGUUGGUGUGUGCUUAGUGUUCACAGCAUCUGUGUUUUCAGUUUCUGCAGAGGCACUUCUCUGGCUGGUACUCUGUGCUGUUGGAGAGGAGGGUGUGGAUGGGCAAGGCGGCGGCGCUCUGUGAUUGGAGGAGACAGCUGAGGGCGUGGCGAGCCUGGCGGGCGCUGGUUUGGGCAGGGCGAGAGCAGCGGGAAGCGGAGAGAACAGAGGAGGAGCUACGAACCCAGAACAGGUAAGCACAGAAUGGAGUCUGUCCCAACAUUACAAUCUGCAUACUUGAUUUAGCUCGCCUGGUGUGCUGGGAGGGUGGAGUUUUAUGUUUCGCACUUUGGUUAAAAAAGUGAAAACUCUACCUACCUGGCGCGCAGGUUGAAUUUAAUAUUAACACUGAAUCUGACUUAUGAACACUGAGGAAGAAAACCUGGACAGUUUAAAUUAGGUCAUUUGUUUUGCCUUGCCAAAUAAACAGGUGCCUGGUAACCCCUGGUGAAGAUGAUUAGCAAAUCUGGCCCUCAAGCUCGUCACAGUCACACCAGGUGUUUGUCUCUAAUAGUGCGUAAUCCCUCGUAGACGCUGCCAGGUGGCGGUGGAGAGUGACCGGAGGCGUUUGCUAAGACGAUGCCUGAGUGAUUGGCGGCUGUGGUGUCGGGCGGAGAGAGAACGCCGGGAGCUGUUGUCACAGCAGGAAGAGACGAGGCGCAAGAUGGCCGCCCUGAUCAAUGCUGCGGCAACUGGGAAACUCAAGAUGAUGGAGGCGCAUGCUCCUGAGCUAAUCACAGGCCUGCCUGAGCCUUCUGACCAAUCAGAAACCAUAGAACUGGUGAGUGACACUUGUAGAGCCCUCCCACUGAGGAAAGUCAACACAAAGAAAGUACAGGCAUAGCUACGUAGGAGGACACACACAAAAUGACAGAUACAGACACACACACAGUGUUGUGUCUGCACAUUAGAUAUACAUUUGCUGGAGCGUAUCACAGUACAGACAGAAGCCCGAAGGUCGUAACGGUCUGUAGUCAUGAAUUAAACAUUAGCUAUAGCUUAAUUCUGCAAUGGUCAAAUUAGGCAAUAAAAUGUGCUUUUGUAUUCAUUUGGUGAAAGUCAUGCAUUAGUCUAUCAGUAUCUAUUGAAUAAACAGGUUCUGUUUCAGAGUUCCUCUCCUCGCAUGAGUUGGCCCAUACUUUUCUCUCUGGGAGUUUGAUGAAAUGAUGAAAUAUUCACAACACUGCAAGGUUUGCUUUCUCCUCAGAGAGCGAGAGAGAGAGGAAGUGACUGACAAAAAGGCAGAGAUUGAAUAGUGGAAUAGAGCUUGAGGGAGAUAGGAAAAGGAGCGAGAGAGAGGCACAGCAACUUGUAUCUAGAUCAGUGGUGUCAAACACAUUUGCCCUGCCGCAUUCGGUCUUCACCGAGGUACGGAGGGCCGCACUUCAAAUUGGGAAUAUUUCCCCGCCGUCAAAAUGUCCUAAAAUUAGUCCCAUAUCUAUCGCUUUUGGAAUUUUCUAUGCUCCCUGACUGUCUAGCAUUCGUUAGAUGACUGUUAGUGAGCUGGUCAGAGUGAAGAGACUGUAAGUCAUUGUUGUUUCUACACAGUUUUUAUUUAGUUCUAGUCAUUUUGAUGUCAAUUGAGAUUGUUUUUCCCAACAAAAAAUGUAUUUGUAUUUUUUUUGUUAAUCAACUUCAUCCCAUUUCCAUGUGACCCCUACACUUUACACAAUUCCUGUCUCUGCAGAAAGGUCAGCCAGGGUCACGACCUGCUGGCCCCACCCCCUCUGCCUGUCAAGGUGACGGACAGCCGGGGGCUGUGGUCCUGCGCUCCCUCCCCUGGCAGGUGACACGGCGUAACGCGGCGAUGAGUGCAGGUGAGUGAUCAAAGUAAAAGUUAAAAUGCUGACCCUGUAUCCGUGAUUAGGGGAAACUCCUACCUAUAUCUUAGUUAAGGGCAACUUGUCUACCCUCUAGUUCUAUCAAGCAGGGGUUGGAACCGAAACGAUUUUCCAAUCAUUUGUUCCGAACAGAACCACUAUUAUUUAGUUCCGUUCCAGUGUUCCGACCAAGGUAGUUAAAAUAUAUAUAUUGGUGAUAAAGGGAAAUUUGAAAUGUAUAUCAGUGAUUAGGUUUCAACUUCCACAAAGUGUUAGAAAUGUACAUAAUUUCACAAUGGAUGAUAAAGUUGUAUUCUAUUCAAUAGGCGAGCUGAGGCGAGCACGGCAGAGGGGUGAGGUGGGCAUUGUAGGUGCAGCGUUGUGGGGGGGGCGGUUCCAGCAUCGCCACGCCAGCCAGCAGCAGACCAUCGCAGAGCAGAGGAGGCUCCUCAGGGAGCAACAGGAGCAGAUCGCACGCCUGCAGGAGGAGCAAAGCAUGAUGGGACUGAGGCAGGAGGCCCAGACAGCCGCCCAGAUCGCUGUCCCAGCAUCCCCAGGCCCCAGAGGGAUGACCUCUGACCCCAAAGAACCCAGGUAGGUCCCUCUUCACAUUACCAUGGGAACCCAGGUGAGGAGGAGAGGCACACAGGCUGCCUGUGUAGGGUGUGUCUGACCCGAGCCCGAUGGGCCCCGACAUUAUACAUCGGGUUAGGGCCGGGUAGGGCCUGUUUUUUCAUCAAUAACUAGGGUACGGGUAGGGCUCGGGUAUCACUAAGUUGAUCACUAACAUUUUGAAGCUGAGCCAGUUUCUCGUACUUGUCUGCGCAGUACAGUCAUAUCUGACUAAGAUCAUAACAUGGUGUCACAAAUGCUUCAACAUUGCCAAAUAUAAGACAGGAGAGAUUAUUUCACAGAAAAUAAUAAUGUUCCUUGAGUUUUGUUGGAGUUUAGAGUGACGUAAAGUAGCUUACAGCUCAGUGGUCUCAUGUCUCAUCAUUGAGCAGAGCAGCCCAAGCGGAGCCGUUGCUAUGGAUACUCACCGACUCAGAGCCGCCUUGAGCGGAGUGCAUACUGAGCGAGCAGCGCGCAGGGAGCGCGUGACAGACAGAGAGGAGCAGCUAAUGGAUUUACUAAUGGAGGAAGUUAUUUCUGAUUUCGGGCAGGACCCGGCUUUACAUUUUGCAGAAGCAAUCUGGCCUGGGUAGGGUAGGGCCUGAAUGUCGUGGGCAUGGGUAGGGCUCGGUCUUCAAAUUCAUGCGUGUGCAAGGCUCUAACGCAGGGUCCUCGGAAGUGUGCUCAAACCUCAAGACCCAAGCCAAUCGAUACCAAUGGGGGACUGACUAGAAAUGACAGUUCCGCUUGGACCGAAUGACGUGAUUGUGGUUAAAAGUGGCUGAUUUCAGUCAGAGGUCAUAGGAUCCAAGGGGAUCAGCAGACACAGCACUUUCAUUGGUAGAUCAACAUUUAGUAUGCAGCGAACAUGAGUUGGUACGAAAGCUCAUGACUUGUGGACACUCAUCUGUUACUUGAAGCAGACAGCUAAGCGUUUUCUCGUUUUGAAGGCUUUCAAAUCAUGCUCAGGUCUGAAGACAAGACAUUAUCCUAGUGUAGGCUUGGUGUUGGGUAGUUGUGAUUUAUAUUCUACUACCCAACACUCAAAAAGUAAAAAGUAUGAAACGUUGCGGUAAUUCUCGCCUUAAUUGAGUCAUCAGCAGAGGAUACACAGAGGAUUAAUUAUAUUAAAACAAUACACCACUUCCCCUUGAGAAUAAAACCGAGGCUAAUUAGAGAUUUACUAUGGUAAUAAACAUGAUUUACUAUGGUAAUAAACAUGAUUUACUAUGGUAAUAAACAUGAUUUACUAUGGUAAUAAACAUGAUUUACUAUGGUAAUAAACAUGAUUUACUAUGGUAAUAAACAUGAUUUACUAUGGUAAUAAACAUGAUAAUAACUAUGGUAAUAAACAUGUUAUGCUCCCUGCAUAUUACUCCAGGCGUGACAACAUGUCUGCUGAAAUUUUCACUAUUUAAAAGUUAAUUCAUUGAAAAGAACAUGAAGUCCUCCUCACUACCGUUCAGAUAAAACAGGAGAUACCUUCUUCUUGUACCUUCCCUCCAAACAAAAACAAGUCCUUAGAAUGCCCCCUGUGUGCGGGGCUGGUUGGGUCAGUCUGGUAAAUUGGGAGUAGAUCUAUAUUAGAGAGUGAAUAUUUAAUGAUGUGUGUUUCUGGGUGAUGUUCUGUGUUUCAGGGCUGGGAGAGUCUCUCGGGGGAACGAUGGCCGUUCCUCGGCCUCCAGGAAACCAGCUGUCCGUCAGCCCUGUCGUCAUCCCACCGUCAUGGGUCAGUCAGCACAUUCACCUCCAUGUUAAGCUCUGCGUAGAGCUAAAAUACACACACACACACACACACACACACACACACACACACACACACAUAGAGAGACACACACAGAAAUAAACACAGAGAUAUUGCUUCCAGAUGGUUGAUCACACAAUGAAUGGUCUGACUGUUGUUGUGGAGAAUAAUAGGAAGUAGGAGAAAAUUUAUUUCAUGGCCGUGAGUCGGCUGUAUAGAGCUGUAGCUAGCUUACGUGGAGGAAUAAAGUUUCUCUCUGUUACUCUGUUUGGCUGAAGUUUCCUAUACGUGGUAGGAAUAGGAAGGGGCGAUUUGAGAGCAGUGGUAUGGGCCUAUAGAUAUACACUCUCUCUGUUACACACACAUACACACGUUCUCUUUUGGAACAGAACAACACCAAAAAUGUACAGCGCAAUCGGAAAGUAUUCAGACCCCUUGACUUUUUCCACAUUUUGUUACGUUACAGCCUUAUUCUAAAAUGGAUUCAAUUGUUUUUUUCACUCAUCAAUCUACACACAAUACCCCAUAAUGACAAAGCAAAAACAGGUUUAAAAAACGGAUAUCACAUUUACACAAAUAUUCAGACCCUUUACUCAGUACUUUGUUGAAGCACCUUUGGCAGCAAUUACAGCCUCGAGUCUUCUUGGGUAUGACUUUACAAGCUUGGCAUACCUGUAUUUGGGGAGUUUCUCCCAUUCUUCUCUGCAGAUCCUCUCAAGCGCUGUCAGGUUGGAUGGGGAGCGUCGCUGCACAGCUAUUUUCAGGUCUCUCCAGAGAUGUUCGAUCGGGUUCAAGUCCGGGCUCUGUCUGGGCCAAUCAAGGACAUUCAGAGACUUGUCCCGAAGCCACUCAUGCGUUGUCUUGGCUGUGUGCUUAGGGUCAUUGUCCUGUUGGAAGGUGAACCUUUGCCCCAGUCUGAGGUCCUGAGCGCUCUGGAGCAGAUUUUCAUCAAGGAUCGCUCUGUACUUUGCUCCGUUCAUCAUUCCCUCGAUCCUGACUAGUCUCCCAGUCCCUGCCGCUGAAAAACAUCCCCACAGCAUGAUGCUGCCACCACCAUGCUUCACCGUAGGGAUGGUGCCAGGUUUCCUCCAGACGUGACGCUUGGCAUUCAGGCCAAAGAGUUCAAUCUUGGUUUCAUCAGACCAGAGAAUCUUGUUUCUCAUGGUCUGAGAGUCCUUUAGGUGCUGUCAUGUGCCUUUUACUGAGGAGUGGCUUCCGUCUGGCUACUCUACAAUAAAGGCCUGAUUGGUGGAGUGCUGCAGAGAUGGUUGUCCUUCUGGAAGUUUCUCCCAUUUCCACAGAGGAACUCUGGAGCUCUGUCAGAGUAACCAUCAGGUUCUUGGUCACCCCUCUGACCAAGGCCCUUCUCCCCGGAUUGCUCAGUUUAGCCAAGCGGCCAGCUCUAGGAAGAGUCUUGGUGGUUCCAAACUUCUUCCAUUUAAGAAUGAUGGAGGCCACUGUGUUCUUGAGGACCUUCAAUGCUGCAGAAAUGUUUUGGUACCCUUCCCCAGAUCUGUGCCUCAACACAAUCCUGUCUCAGAGCACUACGAACAAUUCCUUCGACUUCAUGGCUUGCUUUUUGCUCUGACAUGCACUGUCAACUGUGGGGCCUUUAUUAGACAGGUGUGUGCCUUAUCCAAAUCAUGUCCAAUUUAUUUAAUUUACCACAGGUGGACUUCAAUCAAUUUGUAGAAACAUCUCAAGGAUGAUCAAUGGAAACAGGAUUCACCUGAGCUCAAUUUCGAGUCUCAUAGUAAAGGGUCUGAAUACUUAUGUAAAUAAGGUAUUUAUGUUUUUUAAUUUGUAAUACAUUUGCAGACAUUUCAGACGCUUUGUCAUUAUGGGGUAUUGUGUGUAGAUUGAUGAGGGGGAAAAAAGUAAUUUAAUCCAUUUUAGAAUAAGGCUGUAACGUAACAAAAUGUGGAAAAAAUCAAGGGGUCUGAAUACUUUCCGAAUGCAUUGUAUGUACAUUCUUAGAAAACAAAGGUGCUAUCUAGAACCAAAAAGAGUUACUCGGCUGUCCCCAUAGGAGAACCCUUUGAAUAACCCCUUUUGGUUUCAGGUAGAACCUUUUUCACAGAGGGUUCUACAGUAUAUUGAACCCAGAAUAGUUCUACCUGGAACCAAAAGGGUUUCUCUCUCUCUCUCUCAGCUAUGGAGGAACGUGCACGUCAGCGAGCGGAGCGCAGGAGGGAGGUGGAGGCGCUGAAGAGAAAGCAGGAGGAGGAGAGGCUGGUGAGAAAUGGAGUGUUUAGGCCAGUGGAGGAUGUGGAAUAGUUUGGUGUUGUUCAGAUAGGUCUUUAGAGGCUGGGAAUUAGAGGGGCUAUUGAAGUAUAUAUAAAGUUAUUGAGGACAAUUAAACUGUUUGCAGGGGAGUGUGUGUGCGGUCCACUGAAGCGAAUCUGGGGAAGUGUGAUAGUGUGCUUGGAAGCAUUAAAUCAAGAAACGUUCUUCUCUUCUCAGGCCCAGCUGAAAGCAGCGGUGGAGGAGAGGCAGAGGGAGGAGGAGGAAGAGAAACGUAGAGCAGCAGGAAGAAGGAGGGAGGAGAAGAGACAAGAGAGAGAGGUGAUGUUUACAGUAGAACUGUACUGAGGACAACUUUCAAGUUGAAAGCUUCCACUUCACUGAGUGUGUAUUUAGGUCUUUAGGUGCCGUAUGUAUCAUGCAUCUCAGAGGAGGAGUGCUGACUUGGGAUCAGUUUAGCCUUUUAGAUCACAAUAAAUAUGAUUACAUGGACAGAGGGAAGCUGAUCCUAGAUCAGCACUCCUACUCUGUGACGCUUGAUACAUACAGACCCAGAUAUUAUUUCUUGCCAUCACAGGGACAGUACAGAAACAUAUACUGAACAAAAAUAUAAAUGCAACAUGUAAAGUGUUGGUUUCAUGAGCUGAAAUAAAAGGUCCCAGAAAUGUUCCAAAUGCACAAAAACCUUUUCUCUAAAAUGUUGUGCACAAAUUUGUUUACAUCCCUAGUGAGCAUUUCUCCUUUGCCAAGAUAAUCCAUCCACCUGACAGGUGUGGUAUAUCAAGAAGCUGAUUAAACAGCAUGAUCAUUACACAGGUGCACCUUGUGCUGGGGGGCAAUAAAAGGCCACUCUAAAAUGUGCAGUUUUGUCACACAACAGAAUGCCACAGAUGUCUCAAGUUUUAUGGGUGCGUGCAAUUGACAUGAUGACUGCAGGAAUGUCCACCAGAGCUGUUGCCAGAGAAUUUUAUGUUAAUUUCUCUGCCAUAAGCCGCCGCCUCCAACAUCGUUUUAGAGAAUUUGGCAGUACGUCCAACCGGCCUCACAACCGCAGACCACGUGUAACCACGCCAGCCCAGGACCUCCACAUCCGGCUUCUUCACCUGCGGGAUCGUCUGGGACCAGCCACCCAGACAGCUGAUGAAACUGAGGAGUAUUUCUGUCUGUAAUAAAACCCUUUUGUGGGGAAAAACUCAUUCUGAUUGGCUGGGCAUGGCUUCCCAAUGGGUGGGCCUGGCUCCAAAGUAGGUGGGCCUAUGCCCUCCCAGGCCCACCCAUGGCUGUGCCCCUGCCCAGUCAUGUGAAAUCCAAAGAUUAGGGCCUAAUUUAUUUAUUUCAAUUGACUGAUUUCCUUAAAUGAACUGUAACUCAGUAAAAUCGUUGAAAUUGUUGCAUUUUAUAUUUUUGUUCAGUGUAUAUAUACAUAGAUGUCAUUAACACUUAUACAAUACAUAAUAAUAACAUAAUAUACCGUUAAACUUAAACGUCUGUCCCUUUUAAUAGCCGGGCAACGGCACACAUUUGAGCAAAUGUUUCAAAUGAAUUGUUUACAAGGAUACCAUGAAUUGUUUGAGGUUUAAUGUUUGAUUGGCUACUAACAGCUGAGAACUGCCAGCUAACUGGCAAGCACAAAAACAGUCAACAGAGUACAGACCCACAGAAAUCAUCUGAUCGCCCUCUAGUGGCGAAAGUAAGAACUGUCAAAUGCACAGUCAGAGGAGAUUAAUUAUUAUUUCAAGGAAAAGUACUGAUUUUCCCCCAAAACAUAGGCAAAGGAAAUGUGACAGUAACCACCUUUCCAUCCACCGUUUUUAUUCAUUAAAAAAAACACACAAAAAACACAACAGCUGUGGUAAAACAGGAAGUUUCAGUACAAUUUUAUGAAUGCAGACAGAAAGAUGGUGGGAUCUAUUUGUGUUAGUAAAAUUAAAUUAUGCGAGAAAUGGCGGUGGGAACGCCUUAAUGCGCAAAUAUUGAGUCACGUGAUGAUAAAGUGUGUGGUACUCCCACUACGACUCUGGAAACCAUGCAGUUUAUUAGGCUACAGAUUAAAUAAAUUAUGAUGAAAUUCACAGGGUGGUGAAAGUGCACAGUGAUGAGCUUGAUGCUGCUUUCCAAUAAAUAUUGAGGGUCUUAUUCUAGUGACAUGAUGAUCGAUGCUGGACUGCCGUUUGACAAAUAAAAAGAUUAUUCUCGCUCUUAUCCAUAAUAAUCUCAUCAUGUAGACUAGCCUACCCGCACUGUAUCUGGGAGCUGUUGGCUAGAGAGCACGUGCCAAGACCAGAGUAGGCACAUUUGCUAUUUAACGCAACAGUUUUUGUGACAAAACGGUAGAGUUGAAAAUGCGAUGGAAACACAUCGAACAUUUGAUUUUUAUUCUCUUAGAUCUUAGGAAGUGAUGUGUUGAUGGUAGCUGUUCAAAGCAAUGAUGCAAUGGUUGGUCAAAGUCAUGUGUGAUAAUGUUGGCAAUGGUUGGUCAAUGUUGUGUGUGAUAAUGUUGGCCUUACGUCACAUUGACAGAGCUUGGUGGUCAGAUCUAAUUAGACAUUUAGAAGCUCUUGAAAAUGUGGCUCCUAGCUCUGAUACUAGGACAAAUAGCUUAAUCACAAACAUAAAACAGAACCAUGUGUGCAUAAAGUAGCUAUACAUUAAAACAGUAAUGACCAGUGGCCAAAUGUGUGUGUGUGUGUGUGUGUGAUUGAUUAUCUGUGUGUGUGUUUGUAUGUGUGUGUUUGUGUCUGCAUGCCUGUCUGUGUGUGUGUGUGUGUCUGAUUAUCUGUGUGUGUGUGUGUGUGAUUGAUUAUCUGUGUGUGUGUUUGUGUCUGCAUGCCUGUCUGUGUGUGUGUGUGUGUGUGUGUGUCUGAUUAUCUCUGUGUGUGUGUGUGUGUGUGUGUGUGUGUGUGUGUGUGUGUGUGUGUGUGUGUCUGUGUCUGACUAUGUGUGUGUAUUCAGAGGGAGGAGGAGAAACAGUGGAGGUUGGCACGAGAACAGCAGCUCCAGACCCAUGCACAGCAACACUACCACAUAACUCUGUUACUACGGCGAGGCCUGGAGCCAUGGAAACGCCUAGUCGCCCAGAGCCAAGCCAACACUCAGGUAAUCACCGGUGCUGUCGGCCUCGACCAAUCAACUGGCCACAUGCAGGGUCUGUACAGAGAGACUCAACACACACUCACACACUCUCUCCUAGAGUCACAUAGCUCAGGACAGCCAAUCAAACACAGCAGACACCAAAUUGUAUUCGCUUAUGGUAGUCUGUCGUAUCCGAUGAUGACUUCCACUUCUGAGUUAACGGUGAAUUCUUUGGUGGAGUCCAAUCCGAGUUCCACAAUGUAAAGUGUUGGUCCCAUGUUUCAUGAGCUGAAAUAAAAGAUCCCAGAAAUGUUCCAAAUGCACAAAAACCUUUUCUCUAAAAUGUUGUGCACAAAUUUGUUUACAUCCCUAGUGAGCAUUUCUCCUUUGCCAAGAUAAUCCAUCCACCUGACAGGUGUGGUAUAUCAAGAAGCUGAUUAAACAGCAUGAUCAUUACACAGGUGCACCUUGUGCUGGGGGGCAAUAAAAGGCCACUCUAAAAUGUGCAGUUUUGUCAUACAACAGAAUGCCACAGAUGUCUCAAGUUUUAUGGGUGCGUGCAAUUGACAUGAUGACUGCAGGAAUGUCCACCAGAGCUGUUGCCAGAUAAUUUUAUGUUAAUUUCUCUGCCAUAAGCCGCCUCCAACAUCGUUUUAGAGAAUUUGGCAUUAACGGUGAAUUCUUUGGUGGAGUCCAAUCCGAGAUCCACAAACUUUAUUGCAGGUGAGGCAUGUGUAGUCUGUGUUGGCGGGGGCAGGCAUGGCUGUAUGUCUUAGUCUGUGUUGGCAGGGGCAGGCAUGGCUGUAUGUCUCAGUCUGUGUUGUCAGGGGCAGGCAUGGCUGUAUGUCUCAGUCUGUGUUGGCGGGGGCAGGCAUGGCUGUAUGUCUCAGUCUGUGUUGGCAGGGGCAGGCAUGGCUGUAUGUCUCAGUCUGUGUUGUCAGGGGCAGGCAUGGCUGUAUGUCUCAGUCUGUGUUGGCGGGGGCAGGCAUGGCUGUAUGUCUCAGUCUGUGUUGUCAGGGGCAGGCAUGGCUGUAUGUCUCAGUCUGUGUUGGCGGGGGCAGGCAUGGCUGUAUGUCUCAGUCUGUGUUGGCGGGGGCAGGCAGCUGUUUUUGCUGUUUCUUUGUGCUCCUCUCCUCCUCCUCUGUACACCGCUCUGGCAGAACUGCCGCCAGGUGGAACGGUUUGGAAGCAGCAUCCUCCAGGUCUGUGGGUUUGAUGUUGCACUUCUUCAGCGACGUUUUCAGUUGGUCCAUGUAGCGCUUCAUCUGCCCCCCUGCAGACCGCCGGCUAAGGUGUAGCUGGCCAUACAGGAUAUUCCGCGGCAAGCGCUCCUGAGACGUUCUAAUGACAUGCCCAAGCCAGCGCAGUUGGUUUUGGGUGACCAUGGCCUCCAUACUCUUGCAGAUGGUCUUAGCAAGUAUUUCCGUAUGGGGCACACGGUCGCACCAGGUGAUUCCCAGGGUGCGCUGCAGGCAUCUUAUGUGGAAUCGCUCGAGCUGCUUGUCGUGGCGACUGUAGGGUCAGGACUGUAGGGUCAGGACUGUAGGGUCAGGACUGUAGGGUCAGGACUGUAGGGUCAGGACUGUAGGGUCAGGACUGUAGGGUCAGGACUGUAGGGUCAGGGUCAGGACUGUAGGGUCAGGACUGCAGGGUCAGGACUGUAGAGUCAGGACUGUAGGGUCAGGACUGUAGGGUCAGGACUGUAGGGUCAGGACUGAGGGUCAGGACUGGGUCAGACUGUAGGGUCAGGACUGUAGGGUCAGGACUGUAGGGUCAGGACUGUAGGUCAGGACUGUAGGGUCAGGACUGUAGGUCAGGAGCGGGGUCAGGACUGUAGGUCAGGACUGUAGGGUCAGGACUGUAGGGUCAGGACUGUAGGGUCAGGACUGUAGGGUCAGGACUGUAGGGUCAGACUGGGUCGGACUGUAGGGUCAGGACUGCGGGUCAGGACUGUCAGAGGGUCAGGACUGUAGGGUCAGGACUGUAGGGUCAGGACUGUAGGGUCAGGACUGUGGGGUCAGGACUGUCAGGGUCAGGACUGAGGGUCAGGACUGUCAGGGUCAGGACUGCAGGAGUCAUGGACUGUAGGGUCAGGACUGUAGAGUCAGAACUGUAGGUCAGACGUAGGUCAGGACUGUAGGGUCAGGACUGUAGGGUCAGGACUGCAGGGUCAGGACUGCAGGGUCAGGACUGCAGGGUCAGGACUGCAGGGUCAGGACUGUAGAGUCAGAACUGUAGGGUCAGAACUGUAGGGUCAGGACUGUGGGGUCAGGACUGUGGGGUCAGGACUGUAGGGUCAGGACUGCAGGGUCAGGACUGUAGGGUCAGGACUGUAGGGUCAGGACUGUAGGGUCAGGACUGUAGGGUCAGGACUGUAGGGUCAGGACUGUAGGGUCAGAACUGUAGGGGUCAGGACUGUAGGGUCAGGACUGUAGGGUCAGGACUGUAGGGUCAGGAACUGCAGGGUCAGGACUGUAGGUGACCCAGGCUUCACAGCUGUAAAGAAGUGUGCUGAUGCUUGAUAGAUGGCGACUUUGGUGUAGAGGUGGAGAUCUUUGGUGUAGAGGUGGAGAUCUUUGGUGUAGAGGUGGAGAUCUUUGGUGUAGAGGUGGAGAUCUUUGGUGUAGAGGUGGAGAUCUUUGGUGUAGAGGUGGAGAUCUUUGGUGUAGAGGUGGAGAUCUUGUUUUGGAACCCUGCAUCUGAGUUUCCCGAAAGGCAGCUGAGGCUUGCUUGAUCCUGUUUUGAAUUUCGGUGUCGAUGCUGCAGUCAUCCGAGAGGAUGCUGCCCAGGUAUUUGAAGGGACUAUAGCCAGUGAUUUGUGUUCAAUGGUGAAGACAGGCAUGGUGGGUGGAGGGCUGGAUCUCCAUUGGCAGACCACCUCUGUCUUGGUGGUGUUGAUAUACAGUCCCAUCCUGCUAUAGACCCUCAAAGCCGCUACAAGGACGGACUGAAGUUCUUCUGGACUGUGGGCCACAAGAGCACAGUCAUCAGCAUAGUGCAGCUCCAGAACCCGCUCCGUCGAAACCUUGAUGGUUGCUUGGAGCCUCCUGAUGUUGAAUAGGUUUCCAUCUAGCCUGAAGUCCACUGCAACCCUGCUGCUGUCCUCAAGAUCCUUGUGGAGAAGCUGAGUGACACAUAGGAGGAAGAUGUUAAAGAGUACAGGUGCCAGCACACACCCCUGCCUCACAUCAAUGCUUACUCCAAAGGGCACUGACUCCUGCCCUCUUAUGGCCAGCCGAGCCAUCAUCCCAUCAUGGAACUGGUAAAGGAUGUUGACAAAUCUGUCUGGACAGUCAAAUGUGAGUAGAAUGCCCCAUAGUAGUUCCCUGCUCACAGUGUUGAAGGCCUUGGAGAGGUCGACAAAGGCCAUGAAAAGGUCCUGACGUUGUUCACGGCACUUCUCCUGGAGUUGUUGUGCCGUGAACAUCAUGUCGACCGUGCUCCUGUUCUUUCUGAAGACGCAUUGUGACUCUGGCAGCAGUUCCUCUGUGAUGUUGUUCACCAGCCUGUGUAGCAUCACCUUGGCCAGGACCUUACCGGCAACAGCCAGAAGGGAUAUCCUCCGGCUGUUGCCGCAGAGGGUGUAUAUACUGGUGGAGCGUUCUGGUGUAGAAGUAACCUCCCUUCUUAAGUAGCUCUGCUGGGAUGCUGUCAGCGCUAGGAAUCUUGUUGUUCUUGAGGGAAUGGAUAGAUGAUAACCCCUCUUGGAAGGUUGGCGAAUGGUUGAGGUUUUGAAUGGGUGGAUGGACAGGCAGUUCUUCCAGGAUGGAGUGUUCUGUUGGAGAGCGCAGGUUGAGGAGUGCUUCAAAAUGGUCAGCCCACCUCAACAGGAUCUGGUUUUGGUCCUUGAAGAGAGUCAGAAGAGCCAUCAGCUGUUUUCAGGGGGGUGAUGGAGCAACUUCUAGGGCCAUUGAUACUGUAGCUGAGUUGUAGAAAUUGUGCAUGUCGUUUUUGUCUGCAUAAAUUAGGAUUUCCUGUUGCCUUAUUCGUCCACCAUUCGUUCUGCAGAGCAUGCGAGGUUGUUUGCACUUCCUUGCGUAAUGCUCGCCAUUGCUGGUGGAGGAUAGCAGAUGUGGGGCUGUUUAGUAGUCCUGUGCGCUUUGUGCAUAUUGUCCAGUAAGGUUGUGAUGGUGUCAGAGUUCUUAUCGAACCAGUCCUGAUGUUUCCUACCUCUGUAGCCAAUGGAGUGGGCCACUGCCUGAUAGAGCACUGAGCUGAUAGAUGCCCACUUCUGGUCCAUGGGGUCCUCUGAGCUCAGAAGAGGCUCAAUCUCCCUCAGCCUUUCAGCGAGAGAGCGACGGAACUCGUCCCUUACUGCAGAUUUCUCAAGCCGGGUACAGUGCAGACGCCUCUUACUGCACUUCUGCAGGCGUUGCGGGGAUGUAUUCUCACCUGGAGUUUAGCCAAUGUCAUAUGGUGAUCUGUCCAGCACCCCUCAUGGCAAGUGUCAGCAGGAAGUCAUUGGUGUCAGAAGGUCUUACUAUGACGUAGUCGAUCAGGUGCCAGUGUUUGGAGCGUGGGUGCAUCCAUGACGUUGUUCUUCUGCCGGAACAAGGUGUUCGGGAUCAUGAUCGACACAGAGUUAGCAGUCUCAUGCCGUUCUCAUUGACCUGGCCAACACCAUGCCUACCCAGCACUCCAUAUCCUGUUGUUCUGUCCCACCCUAGCAUUGGAGUCACCCAGCAGAAAGAUCUUGUCAUUCCUGGGGAUGCGAUGAAGGGCCUCAUCUAGUGACUGGUAUAAGCAGUCCUUUGAUGUAUUCACAGCUACACACCCAUGUAUUCACAGCUACACUCAAAUACACACAUGUAUUCACAGCUACACUCAAAUACACACACAUACAUAGAAGACUCUUUCCCUCAAACAACUACAGGUUUUAAGGUGUCAUGCUUAUUCAGAUACCAACCAACACCCUCACACAAUUCCCAAUGGAAAUGACACACACACACACUCUGUAACUAAAUCUAAAGCCAAACACACACCCACCCACCUACACAUACACCCUAAUCCCAGACAUCACGCUCAGAGCUGGAAUUAUGUGUAGAGUAUGCUGUUGGUAUAAGCACCUGUUUGACUACCUGUUUGUGAGAACCAGUAGGUCAAAUUGAACUGGCAGAGAGAUGGAAAUAUGCUAGAGAGAGAGGAAGUGAGAGGCUAGAGGAGAAGGAUCCAGGAAGAGAGAGAGGCUAGAGGAGAUGGGUACAGGAAGAGAGAGAGGCUAGAGGAGAUGGGUACAGGAAGAGAGAGAGGCUAGAGGAGAGGGGUACAGGAAGAGAGAGAGGCUAGAGGAGAUGGGUACAGGAAGAGAGAGAGGCUAGAGGAGAUGGGUACAGGAAGAGAGAGAGGCUAGAGGAGAUGGGGUACAGGAAGAGAGAGGUAGAGGCGGUACAGGAGAGAGGCUAGAGGAGGGUACAGGAAGAGAGGCUAGAGGAGAGGGGUACAGGAAGAGAGAGAGGCUAGAGGAGAUGGGUACAGGAAGAGAGAGAGGCUAGAGGAGAGGGGUACAGGAAGAGAGAGAGGCUAGAGGAGAGGGGUACAGGAAGAGAGAGAGGCUAGAGGAGAUGGGUACAGGAAGAGAGAGAGGCUAGAGGAGAGGGGUACAGGAAGAGAGAGAGGCUAGAGGAGAUGGGUACAGGAAGAGAGAGAGGCUAGAGGAGAUGGGUACAGGAAGAGAGAGAGGCUAGAGGAGAUGGGUACAGGAAGAGAGGCUAGAGAGGGCUAAGGAAGAGAGGUGAGAGAUGGGUACAGGAAGAGAGAGAGGCUAGAGGAGAUGGGUACAGGAAGAAGGAGAGAGGCUAGAGGAGAGGGGUACAGGAAGAGAGGGCUAGAGGAGAUGGGUACAGGAAGAGAGAGAGGCUAGAGGAGAUGGGUACAGGAAGAGAGAGAGCUAGAGGAGAGGGUACAGGAAGAGAGAGGCUAGAGGAGAUGGGUACAGGAAGAGAGAGAGGCUAGAGGGAGGGGGUACAGGAGAAGAGAGGCUAGAGGAGAGGGGUACAGGAAGAGAGAGAGGCUAGAGGAGAUGGGUACAGGAAGAGAGGCUAGAGGAGAGGGGUACAGGAAGAGAGGGAGUGAGAUGAGAGGGGUUGGAGGAGAGGAAUGAUUGAUGGGCAAGUGACGUGAAGAUGGAUGGUGUAACAUCUCAGCAACACAGGAGGCUGGUGUCACCUUAAUUGGGGAGGACGGGCUCGUGGUAAUGGCUGGAGCGGAAUAAGUGUAAUAGUAUCAAAUACAUUAAACACAUGGUUUCCAUGUUGCUUGAUGCCAUUCCAUUCGCUUCGUUCUGGCCAUUAUUAUGAGCUGUCCUCCCCUCAGCAGCCUCCUGUGCUCAGCAACAUGUUCUGUUCCAAUCUACUGUAUACAACCUUGAGGAGCUGAACAGCUCGUUCAAUAUCACAUGUUCUAUGCUGCUACAGGUUUACCUGGACUCCCAACAACUUAGCUUGAUUCCCAACAACUCUAUUCACGUUAUUUACCAGGGGUCAAAGUCCUAACUUCUUUAAAGACCAUGAGUUUGAAAUGAAUGUCGAAUUGUACUGUACAUUUCUCUCAAUACAUUUUCAGCAUGUCAGCCUCAAUGCCGUGCAGGCUCCUUAUCCUUUAUACCCUGCCAUUGUUUGUUACCUGCCUGGCACAUGUGAAUAGGGAUUAUUUUCAUUCCCUUCCAGCUGGCCAGGGCUCAUCACAGGCAGUCUCUCCUGAGACGGUGCAUGCUGUCCUGGCAGCAG
Messenger RNA from Coregonus sp. 'balchen', 20861 nucleotides. The record is from the annotation of a GenBank genome assembly. Lineage: Eukaryota; Metazoa; Chordata; Actinopteri; Salmoniformes; Salmonidae.